UAUAUAAUCCCCCAUCAACUACUCUUUCACAAACUCAUCUCCUGCUCUCUCCUCUCCUCUCACACACACAAAGAUCCCUUUCUUUUUCUUUUUUUAGAAAGACUUGAUAAAAUCUUUUGAGGUUUUCUAAAAUCUGAUAACACACAAACACAAACCAAAAGUGAUCAAUGAAGAUGCAACACACCCAUUUUCAUGGGGCUAGUGUGUACAAUGGUUUAAAACCUCAUAAACUAACAUUCAAGAAAGCCGUGAAGAAAGUGAUGAGAGAUCGGUUAACUAAUCAGUUCAGGGUUGAGAUGGAGAACAUGGUCAGGAAAAUUGUUCGAGAGGAGCUUGAUCGUGUUAUUAAACCACAUCUCUCCUCUUCAUGGUCCCCAAUAGAGCGAUCCCGUUCGGAAACGCCGUCCUCGCGUUCACGGUUCAAGCUGCGGUUCAUCAACGCACCACCGUCUACGAUAUUCACGGGGGCCAAAAUCGAAGCUAGGGACCGUUCUCCCGUAGCGUUCGAGCUCGUGGAUACAGCCACGAACUCACGAGUCGUCUCAGGACCGCUCUCGUCUUCUCGGGUCGAAAUAGUGCCGCUGAACGCUGACUUCACGGAGGAAAGCUGGACCGUUGACGUAUUCAAAGGGUAUAUUGAAAAGCAACGCGAAGGGAAACGUCCGUUACUCACCGGAGAUUUAACGGUGGCGCUUAAAGACGGCGUCGGAGUGAUCACCGGAGUUGUUACUUUCUCGGAUAAUUCGAGCUGGACUAGGAGUAAGAAGUUCCGGUUAGGUGCUAAACUAACCGGUGGUGGCGCCGUGGAGGCGAGAAGUGAAGCCUUUAAAGUUAAAGACCAACGUGGAGAAUCUUAUAAAAAACAUCAUCCUCCGUACCCGGGUGACGAGGUUUGGAGACUGGAGAAAUUAGCAGGCGUUUCAGCGAAGCGUUUGGCUGAGCGGAAGAUUUUUACCGUUAAGGAUUUUCGUCGUUGGUAUACGGUAGAUCCAGAGGCGCUAUACAACCUACUUGGUGGAGGGAUCUCAAAGAGAACAUAUGAAGAAGUAAUUGUAUCCCAUGCGAUGGAAUGCGUUUUAGACGAAGCAGAGUGUUACAUCUACGACGCAACAACCGCUCCUGGUGUGUCGCUUAUUUUCAACUCUGUAUAUGAAGUGGUCAAAGUGUAUAUCAGUGAUGGCACGUUUCGAAACCCCGACCAGCUACCAGCUUAUCAGCUUGAGAAGCUGAAGCGUGAAGCGUAUCAAAACCUUAGCCAGUUUAGGCCCUUUGUGGAAUAUCCACAAAGGUCCUUGCAAUGCACUCAAAGUCCUGGAUUUGGAAUUGCAUGUCCUGGAUUGCACCACAACAACUUUCAAGGAAUUUCGGAUUCAUCAGACUCUUUGAGGUCUCUUUACUUCGCCGCUACAAACUCCACGGUCCAACCAGAGAACUCACCAGCCACGACGUCGUAUCACAUUGAUGGAAAAUUCAUGCAAAGGAACAGCUUCAAUGUUAGUGAACACGAUCCGGUGUACAGUGAAUCACAAACUGUAGAGACAAGGGAUUGUAUCGAGAAUGACGAGAAUAAUUGUGCUUAUCAUCAACAUCAUGACUUUCCCUUGAACUGGUCGCCUGGUGCAGCGGAUGUGGAGCAACAAUUGAAUAGUUUUUGUGUUAGCGUGUCUGGCACGGAAGAAGCUGGAACGUACGAUGUUAACAUUAAUGUGGGAUCUCCAAGAGGCAGGUGGUGUAAGGUCAAGGCAGCCUUUAAGAUCCGAGAAGUUUGGAAACUCACAACUGCCAGAAAACGAGGGAAGGCUUGUAAGAACCCUUGUCUACUCUAUUAGAUACAGAGGUUUCGAUGCUUAUACGGUGCAUGAAAGAUGUGUAUGUUGUGUAUGUGUGUGAAUUCAUAUUCUUUCCUUUUGAUAGAAUAGGGUUAGUAAAAUGGAUCCCGGCCAUUGAAUGUUUCCAAUGGUUCAAUAAGUACUGGGGAUUAGUCUUUGUGUAUACCAUGUUUGAUAUGUAAUCUCUACAAAAAAGGCUAUACUGUAUAUGCAACCAAAUCAGUUUACAUGUUUUAUAAUUCAAGUAUUUGUUUUUCUCUAAUUUGAAAUGUAACUUGUAGCCUUUACAUUACAUGACAUAUUGGAUUCAAAGGUUUCUUGAGGUUCACGAAAGCUAUAUAUAACAUUACAUGACAUAUUGGAUUCAAAGGUUUCUUGAGGCUCACGAAAGCUAUAUAUAAUAAGAUAAAUUUAUGUGUGUUUUUUUUUCUCUCUUUGCCUAUACCAUAUAUUUUAGAAAAAAAUAAAACUUCUUUUUUUUGGACAAAGUCAGUUUACAUCUUUUAAAUUUUGUGGUAAGAGCGAUCACAGAGACGAAAAAAAAACAGUUAACUUAAAAUCUUCAUCGUGUUUGGGCUGCCGGCGUUUGCCGGUGGCUCUGUUUUUUCUUCAUUUGUUUUUUAUUUUUGUUUUCAAUAACAUCAGAUGGAUGGUGAGACUUUGAGAAGGUUUCUACAUUCAUUUUUCUUCUUUUUGAUGAUAAUGGAGGUUCCAAUCAACGUGACUUAUAUGGGUCAACGAGAAGUGAUGGUGAAUCCACAAUCAAAAAGGUAUAUUGCAUAUCUGUCUAGAAAAUUUCCUCCAGUUACGGAGACGUUUAUUUCAAGUUUUUUUGUGGGAGUGUGUCUAUGGUUUGAUUUCACCCACAACGAACCAUCAAUCUCUGUGAAGGCUCUCUUUGUCCUUUGCGAUGCCCGAUUUCCAAAAUUCCAAUUAGCAAAUGGGAUUAAUAUUCAAUCUCAAAGUGUUACAUUGCGUUUUGAUGAGCGUUUUGAUGAGCGAAUUUGGGAUCCGGGUAUAGCAUACUCAUGGAGAAUCGAAGAAUCAAUGGAAGGGAAGAUAUGGCUUUAUCGGUUUCAAAGCAAAAGAAUUUCAAUGCCAUGGAUAGAUACAACAAAGCAUGUUAUCUCAUGCAGCGGGAGUGUUUGGGACGAAUUGCGAUGUAACAGAUGGAUCGCAUUCAAUGAUCUUCUUAGAGAAAAACGGCAUUUACUCACAAGAAUUGAGAGCCACAAGAAAGAUCUUAAAAGACCAAGAACGAAGUGGAGGAAAGCUAGCGAAUUAGCAUGUCCUACGAAUGCGUUAGGAAGCAUCGUGUCAUUGCUGUCUCUGUUAAAAGUUCUUUUUAACUACAUGUUUGGUGUAAUUUAUGUUGUAUGUAAUAUGUUACAUUGAUUUGAUAUCAAUAAAGUUACGAUGUUAUAAAAAAAAAAAAAUUGUGGUAAGAGUGUAUUUCGAUUUUAUCCGCCAACAAUGUGUAGAUUCAUUAUCACGUUAUAUAAUUAUAACAAGUCUAGAAACAUCAUCUUUUACAAUAAAACAGACUUGCCUCUCUCCUCAUUAAGCCACGUCAUCAGGGAAGGAGAGGCAUUUUGGACACGUGUCACUUCCAAACACAAGCCAAUCCGCGUUUUAUUGCCUUUCUUGAUUGGGUCAUUUGUUUUGUAUAUUCAUUUCUGGCCCAUUCAAAUUUAGGGCACCGUCUGAAUCUCUGAAAACGUUUGCUGGAACCUCCGGACUCCUCUGGCCAGCUCAACGUAACGUUUCCAGUUUUGCAUUAAUAAGUUCUUCAUUCCGAGAUUUAACUUCAUUACCCCCCACUCAUCCCACUCUCAAGCACUCAAUCGGACACAUCCUAUCCCAGCGUAACUGACGAAAGGUUCGACUAUAAAUCUUCGAUCUCCCGCCGAUGAACAACACAACUUCAACCAAAUCGAGAAGAGGAUCUUGAUUCUGUGAUUUGUUGAGGAUCUCUUAGAUAUGUCCAUGGCCCCAAAAACGGCUAAAGCAUUUUUUAUAAAUAGUGGAUCAUGAGCCCAAUGAUACACAGGUCAAUCUGGUUUGGUAUAUACAACAACGCACUUGGAAGGCCUGAGAAGAAGAAAUUUAUCGCUAGAAAGAAAUCGUACCAUAGCUCCAUUUUAAUAUCAGCAAGUUUGUCCAGUCUCCCAGUGCUGCAUCAAACUUUGAUUUACCUGCACCAUUUGUGUGGCACACAGACUGCCCUCAUUAUUGCCGUUUUCAUCUUCCAGGCGAAAAUAAAGAGGAUUUCUCAAUAAGAUUAGCCAAGAAUUUAGAGGAUCUUAUCAUUACAGAGGGACCAGAAACUGUGAGCAAUCUUCUAUAAUCACACUCUUGUCUUGGACCAGUGAGUGUUGUGCUUUCUAUUUCUGACCGUUAUUUUGCAUAAUGAGAACUGCAGUUUCAUGGAUACCAAAAGGGGCUUCAAAGGCCAUGCUGAUCCUCCUUCUAAGAUCAAAGAGCUGAUCGAGAAUGGCACUCAAGAAAAGGUGAAUUAUUUUCCCUUUCCAUCUUCUACUGGACUUUUGUAAAACUCACCCUUUGAUUUGUGGUUACAUGUACAACAUAUGCUAUCUGAGUGUGACAUGGAUGGAGCGUGAAAUACAUAGUGGUGAAGUUCCUCAUGCCAAGGCUGUAGCCAAAUAUUUUGAAAAACCAUGUGCCAAAAGCAAGUUUACAAUUCUAAGCACUGUAAAUUUUCCAACUAUGAAAGCAAUAUCCCAUGAUUUUUAUAUUGUGUGGCCACGAAUAUAAGUUUAUGUUUUAUAUCUCAUCAGAAAAUUCGAUUA
Messenger RNA from Brassica napus (rape), 4639 nucleotides. RefSeq names its product calmodulin-binding protein 60 G. Gene Ontology annotation, biological process: regulation of salicylic acid biosynthetic process. Gene Ontology annotation, cellular component: nucleus. Lineage: Eukaryota; Viridiplantae; Streptophyta; Magnoliopsida; Brassicales; Brassicaceae. Gene Ontology annotation, molecular function: DNA-binding transcription factor activity; sequence-specific DNA binding; calmodulin binding. The transcript is spliced from 12 exons. The coding region runs from base 168 to 1829 and encodes 553 amino acids. The record is from RefSeq and is a predicted model, not a curated record.